Aegilops tauschii subsp. strangulata is the source of this 1160-nucleotide messenger RNA. RefSeq lists its product as uncharacterized. Lineage: Eukaryota; Viridiplantae; Streptophyta; Magnoliopsida; Poales; Poaceae. The record is from RefSeq and is a predicted model, not a curated record.
GCAAACCCCUACCUGUCUCCACCCCACCGCAAACCCCUCCUCCCUUCCCCUUCCAGAUCGCCGCCGCCGCCUCCCCAUCAGCUCCACCGGCGAGCCCUUCCUCACCGCAUCGCCACCCCCGCGCCCAUCCAUGGCAUCCCCCGCGCUGUUCCAUCAGCAUCCAUGGCCUCCCCCGCACCCUUCCUCACCGCAUCGCCACCCCGACCCCCUCCCUUCCUCUCCCUGACCCUCCCAUCGCUCCGGGCCUUCAUCCUCUCCGGCCAGAUCAACCGGGCGAGGCCCCUACCCUAGGCAGGGAGGGCGGAUCGCCGCUGCGCGGGCGCACGGGAAGGGGCGGCGGCGGAAGCGCAUCCCCAAGAUCUGGCCCGUCAAGCACCGUGUCAAAGUCUCUCCUUCGAGGAGCUCUAUGUGCGGGUGCGCGGAGGCGCUCGUGAGGGCGGUGGUGGCCUUCUUCGACGCCUUCCUCGUCGACUGCUUCCUCUUCUGCUUCCUCCGCUGCCGCCCCCGCCCCGGCCCGAACAGCCCCGCCUCCGACCACUGGGAUCCGCUCGUGCCCAAGGACUGGCAGGGGAGGCGCUCCCGGCCUGGACGAAGAGAAAGAACACUACUUCAGUUAAUACACUAUCCAGUACUGCUAGUUCUCAUCUCACUUGUUGUGCUUCUUGUACUGGGAGCACUCUUUGUUAUCCCAAGAUCUAACAUCAAAGGCAACAUGGUGACUCUAGUACAGGCAUCGUUGGCCAUCCUCUUCGAGGUUGUGUUUAGGAUGAGCUGCAGCAGGACAACCUGUAGCGGAAGAACUUCGAGGGCAAGAUCAAGGAGAACCAGGAGACGAUCACCAGUUACCUCAUCCUCGUCGGCAUGGUGUUGUGUGUUCUGGAAGAUGGAAGAGGGAGAAAUUUUAUUUUUGUUGAACUAUUUUUUUGUAUUAUGUUUUUUUGUACAUAUGAUUUGAUAGUUUUGUAUAGGAACAUGUGAUACUAUUUUGUACGACUUUACGGCCAGUGAUGUAAACAUAUUUAGUGAUGAAUUAUGAAAUUAUUUGCAAAAUUUAUCGAAAAGGAGAAUCAUUUGUAUUAAUAUGGGCCGCAUAUAUGUGAAUGGGCUAAGAAGUGUAAUGGACCAAAUCCCAAGAUUGAAUUAUUAUUUGACUGUAUAAA